Molecule: messenger RNA, 1353 nt
Organism: Peniophora sp. CBMAI 1063
Lineage: Eukaryota; Fungi; Basidiomycota; Agaricomycetes; Russulales; Peniophoraceae
Source: the annotation of a GenBank genome assembly
AUGGAUGACAGCCUUGAACAACCUCAAGCCCAUGUAAAGGCACCCGAUCCCGACCGCGAGGAUGCCGACGACGCGUCCUCUGGAGACGAAGAUGGUGGGCUGGAUUGGUCAAAGCUUCCCAAAGCGAACAGUGCAGCUAAACCUGUGAUACCUAAGCGAGGGGAGAAGGACUUCGAGCCCACGGAAGGCUCGGGUCUGCAGUCGCAUCAGCUACAGCGCGCGCGCACGGCGAUGUUCGAUGUACUGCGCGCUACUCGUUCGACCACCAUUAAGUCGACGAGUUUCGCCGUCUGGCACCCCACGAUCGCUCGUGCACACGUUACAACUGCGCGCGGCGGGCAUUUCACGACUAUGGGUCACUCUAUUGCACGACCAACUGACAUUGAUCCAACCAAAGUUCAUAAGCGUCUGGAGCUGCUGCCAGAAGAGGCUCUGUAUCUCGUCGAGAAGGGCGCGUUGCAGUGUUGGCGGGCAGUGGAGAAUCUCGAGCUCAAGGGAGAUGAACCUGAAGGAGCUAUGCUUGGCGCACCUAUGAGCGUCCAGGAGGCAUUCUCGGAGAUGCUAGGGCGUGAAGACAUGACGCUUGAGCGUUAUCAAGUAUACUCGUACUUGAAGCGACUGGGAUAUACUGUGACGCGUGCAAACCCGCCAUCAAACGCCUACCCGUCUUCGGCACCAUAUCCGUCGCUUGUCACUCCACAUAAUGGGUCAUCUUUCCUGAGCCGUUUCGUGAGCCACGUUAUAUCGCCAUUUCAGCGAUUGUUCAAAUCACUCUUCCUCCCCGCGCUGGAUUGGUGGAAGCCGCUUGCCCAUAGGAGAUGGCUUCACCACAACAUGGACUACGCUUCGGUGUAUCGUUCACUCCGUCUCAUCCCGGCCGGGCACAGCGUCCCUUUGCGAAGUGAUCCACCGCCAAUAUCUUCACCUUACGAAGUCUUCUAUCACCUAUACAAACCGCCAACCCCAUUCAAGAAGACGGCUCCGCCUCCUCCUGACUUUUGCAUCGUGGUCGUCAAUGCGCGUACAACACCCAUACCAACCUUGACCGAAUUCGACAAGUUGCUGUCAGAACAACCCGAACUUCCCCCGCCAGUCCCGCGCUACCGCAAACCUCCCUCUCAGCAGCCUUCGAACGCAAACACUACGACAGCAUCAAAACCAUCGCUUUUCUCACGCUUGCUGUCGUGGUUACCGGGUCGACAUACAACACCUACCGAUACUCCUCGGCGUGUAAAUCCCUUCAUGUCUCUGCGCCAGGGCAAGAGGAUAGUCGUUGUCGCCGCUGUCGACGCGGGGGUAGCGAGUUUCUUCCGAUUUGGACAGGGAACAUUUGAAGAAUGGCCGAUGGCAUAG